AUGCAAGAUCAAGUCGAAACCGAAGCUUUUCUCCGAGGGCGCCUCCCGGACGACAUCACAUCAAGCAUAACGGGAAAUACAUCCGUUGAACUCAAGGAAAUACCUGUGAAAUGGCUGGCUAUUUUCAGGAAUAAUGGGUCAGGGUUUGGAGGAAAUAUUUCAGCGAGGAUCAAUGUCGUCGACGUUUCUGUGGUGGCCAACGGUGAUGACCCUUUGAAAACGGAAGGAAAGGUGACUUGCGAGAUUGAAGUAACACCAGAUAUGUGUAAUAGUAAUGGAAUCCUAAAUGAAGGAUGUAUAAUUUAUCUUAUUGACGAGUGCUCUACAUUGGCCAUGGUCGUUAUUAAUGCACAUACCGGUUUGAACACUCCUCCAGGUGUAUCUCAAACCAUCAAUACUUUUUUUCACUUCCCGGGUGUCAUUGGUACAAAGCUGCGCAUCAUAAGCACGUCUCUCGCAUCCGGAGAAGAGACAAAUACUGGGAGAUGCGAUGUUUGGGACAAAGACAAGCAUCGACUCAUUGCCACCGGAAUUCAGCAAACGACAUUGCCUUCAAGACCCGCAAAAUGGCUCAAGGGAUGA
Psilocybe cubensis is the source of this 582-nucleotide messenger RNA. RefSeq lists its product as uncharacterized. Bases 1 to 582 code for a protein of 193 amino acids. The record is from RefSeq and is a predicted model, not a curated record. Gene Ontology annotation, molecular function: fatty acyl-CoA hydrolase activity. The transcript is spliced from 5 exons. NCBI's taxonomy places the organism in Eukaryota, Fungi, Basidiomycota, Agaricomycetes, Agaricales, Agrocybaceae.